Podarcis lilfordi (Lilford's wall lizard) is the source of this 41796-nucleotide messenger RNA. Lineage: Eukaryota; Metazoa; Chordata; Lepidosauria; Squamata; Lacertidae. The record is from the annotation of a GenBank genome assembly.
CGUACUUAGUUACUCGGCUAGGCCAUUUCCGCGUCUCGUUGCUGUAGCAACGCCGGUUUCGCGUUCUUCGCCUGCUUUGAUCUUCCUUUCGUGCCGCCUUCGCCUGUUCUAGGAUUUCCCUCUCCUGAGCUGUGGGAAGGUGAAGAUUAGGUAGGACCCGGGACCCGCUCCAGGACGCUCAACCUCCACACGCCCGCCGCCCUCUUAGCAGGGCUCACCGAAAGCAGGAUAUUCCUUCCACUUAGUGGCACCGGCUGUGCGCUCCAGAUCUCCUGUCCUUCACUCCCUUUUUUAAAAAUGUGAAAAAUUACAUGCUCUUGGGCACCUAUUUUUCUAGAAAGAGAGCCCUGCCAUUACUUACUAUGAAGCUGUUACAAUAAGUGCCACACUUUUUAACAACAACAAAAAAGAGGUACCGGUACUGCGUACCAUUGAGUACCCAUGAAAAACAAAAGGCGCUGUGCUGGGCAUGUUUCAAAGCACAGCGCCAGGGAGACCCCAGCUCAACCAGCAUCUUUAUUUGCUCAGUGACCUAAUUUGCACACACACAAAAAAAUACUUAAGGCACCAAUUUGCAUAUGAAUGAGUUUUUAAAAUACCUGGCAACGCCCAUCCAAACAGAAGCAUGAGAUUACUUAUUUUAAAUGUUUUGUUUUCAAUUUAUGUGGAACGGAGUAAUCGGUCCCAUAAUUCCAUUAUUGCCAGAUUCUCACCCUAGAGAACAGCCUUCUCCUGUCACCAGCAGCUUUGCUGUUCUACAAUUUUCUGAACAACUGAGAUGUUCUUUGGCCCUCUCAGGUGCAAAGAUGCUGACUCAUAUGCACAGAUACACAGCCAACUCAGACCCCCUUCAGAGACUCAGUGGUGGUGGUGGUGGUGGUGGUACCAAGCAGGUGAGUAAUCUUUGUGCUAUAUAGCUGAUAAUAGAGUUUUCAUUGCCUUUAAGUUUUAAAUUGUGAGUAAUUUCCACUGACAUUUUAUUUAUUUAUUUAAUAAAAUUUAUACCCUGAUUAUAAAACACAUCAAAGCAGUUUACAAAAAAGAUAAAACAAUAAAAUCAAGAAACAUUCACAACCUUACUCUUAAGCAUACAAAAGUUAAAAUACUAAAACAGAUUAAAAUUACCUCAACUUUCUAUGCAGCUGGGUAGGACUUUCAAAACAAUGUUUUCUUAUCUGUUCCAGUGUAAGGUAAAGGGACCCCUGACCAUUGAGUCCAGUCGCGGACGACUCUGGGGUUGCGGCGCUCAUCUGGCAUAAUUUCUCCUGUUAAAUUUUUGGGCUCACGUGGAUACUUUCUGAUGAAGUAAUGAGCAGCAUGGCAACUUGCAUUUCUUUGUUUCUUUAGAAGCUGGUGGUGUCUGUGCGGAAGAAGCCUUCAUUCUUCACUGCAAGAAAAACCAAGAAUAUUUUCUGGGGUAUUGAAGUACCUGAUAGUCUCACCUGGCAAGGAUGGUGUCUAGGAAAAGAAUUCACAAAACAUCUCAUUUUGAGAAAUGUGUGUUUGAAACCCCAGAAGUUGAAGUUCAGGUGUGUAAGCCAUGUAGGAGGCGAAAGGAGCUGCCAUUUCUCUGCCUUGCAUUUUCUUUCCACUGCAGUAGUAGUCAUUUACCACUCGCCACUCAACCCUAUUCUGUUGAGUAAAACUUUGCUGAUAUUUCACAUUCCACAAAUGUGUACAUGUUGGAUGGUCACUGCAAACCCUACUCAACUGCAUCCUGAUCGUAGACAUGAUUAUUUAGAAGUAGCUCCCAGUGAUUUCAGUGGGACUUCAUCCAAGUAAAUAUGCUUUGUGUUGCCACCAUAAUUUAUCUACUGGCAACUUCUAACAGAUUGCAUGGUUUGUUAGGUUUUUCACAUUAUUUGGUGGGUGUUUUGUGUACUUUUUCAACAAUCCUGGUUUUUACCAUAAUUUUAGUAUUUAUGUAUGUAUGUAUGUAUUUAGAAUGCUUAUAACCCACCCUUCAUUUCAGUGGAUCCCAGGGCAGGAAAUAAUAAUAAUAAUAAUAAUAAUAAUAGUAUAAUAAACUUGUAUUUGUAUCCUGCCCUAAGAUAGUUUCCAUAAAAUUCCAUAAAAACAACCAUAAAUAAUAAAACUAACUUAAUGAUAAAAACUGCUGAAACCACAGCACUGGCUGCCUACUACAGUUAUUACAAUGCAACACUAAAAAUUCCAGGGCAAUAGGUAAGUCUUUAUUUGGUGAUGAAUUUUAACUUUUUUAUUACUAUUCUCUUUGAAGUAUUUCCCCCUGCAUAUUAAGUAUCUUUAAAUCUGACAGUGCAAAAUUUGUUUUGACUUUUUCACAAUGUUAUAUAUUUUGUUUCAUACAAAAAAAAUUAAAAGUUCUUAAAUAUUCAUAGUCAUGCUUUUUGUUUUUGUUUUGUAUCACCUCCAUCUCCACUUUCCAUGGUCACUUUGUUCUGAUUUGUUUCCAGGCCUCCUACAACUCGUUUCUUCAAUACUGUUUUCCCACAGCCAAUUAUUCUGAGUCCUGGGAUGUCCAUAACUUUGCCCAUCAUCUUCUGCCCUUUGGAAAAGGUAAAGCAGUUCAGGGAUAUACCUACCUCUCUUCCAAAAGCACCAAUCUAUCAGAGCAGCGUUCUCUCUGUGUCCUCUUCUGACUUGGCAGGCAAGGAAAGUUGAUGACAAUUGAACUUACGAGCCUAUGUGAAGACUGAGACAAUGUACUUCCCUGUGCACCUCCUGUUGCAGCCCAAACUUGUUAAUUGUUUGGUGUCACAAAUGUAUGAAUUCUGAUUUGAUUUGCUGUUCCCGCUCCAGUAACAGAAAGGAAUUCAAAUCUGGGGGAAGCAGGGCAGAAUUUCUUGAGCACAGUAAAAAUAUUCUUUUCAGCAAAGUGGCAAAAUAUUGCAGUUAAUGAACUAUGGGCAGGGGCGUACGAAGGUGGGGGGGUGAGCCGUGCUGGGUGCCAUCUGGGGUGUGUGUGACAAGAUGGCCUGCUGCCUCCCCCCAGCUGUAAAGUGGCCGAGGGCGCGUGCGCAUUCAGUAUGGGCACCGCUCACGCGGCGUCCGUAUGGGCUGCUACUUGUGCGUGGUGUCCGUACAGGCUGCCGCUCGCGCACGCUGUCCCUACGGGUCUCUGCAUGGGCUGCUGUGCAGUCCGUAUGGACGUUGCACAUGUGCCGCUGGGCGUCCUGCCCCGCCCCUCGGUGUCCCGCCCUGGGUGCCAGAGAGGGUUUCUCCGCCACUGGCUAUGGGGGAAUUUUUUGUUUUUGGGCUCAAUUUGGCCCAGGAGCAGGUUAUCUUAAGGAUAGUCUGCAUCUUAUGUAAUCAUAGGUAAAGGUAAAGGUACCCCUGCCCGUACGGGCUCUAGGGUUGUGCACUCAUCUCACUCUAUAGGCCGGGAGCCAGCGCUGUCCGCAGACACUUCCAGGUCACGUGGCCAGCGUGACAAGCUGCAUCUGGUGAGCCAGCGCAGCACACGGAACGCCGUUUACCUUCCCGCUGGUAAGCAGUCCCUAUUUAUCUACUUGCACUUAAGAGUGCUUUCGAACUGCUAGGUUGGCAGGCGCUGGGACCGAACGACGGGAGCGCACCCCGCCGCGGGGAUUCGAACCGCCGACCAUGCGAUCGGCAAGUCCUAGGCGCUGAGGUUUUACCCACAGCGCCACACGCGUCCCUUAGGUAAUCAUGCCUGAAUAUUGACUCUAGGGCCCAUCAUUGGCUAAGAUCUGAUUGGAGGGUACAAGGAACAGGACUUCUUUUGUGGAGGUGGCACCACAGCCGUAGAUUCCCUUCUCUGGGAAGUCUGAUACGCCCUCUGUCUACCAUUUGUAGAUGGUAUUUGAAUAUAUUUUAAAUCUGCGUGGUAUUUUAUGACUGAGUCUGCUGUUUGUAUUGGUUUUAUUUUUUCUGCUGGUUUUUAAUGCUGCUGUUUCCGUAUGCUUUUUGCAUUGCAUAUUGUUACAUAAGCUGUUCAGAAAAAAAUAAGUGUUUGAAAUGUGGGACAGAGAUAAUUGAACUAAAUGGACCUAAUCAUAGCAUAGCACAGCUGCUCAUGCUCAGUCAGUCCUUUUAUUAUCGCUUGGAAUGCAUGAAUGUGUAACUCCUGCUCUGUGUAUGUAGAGGUUGCCUGCCUGUUCUUUGCACUUGGCAUGGAGUUCAGCCAGAUGAGCCUCUUCUCUCUCCACUUCUUAUGCAGAAAGAGUAUGAAGACAGUGUUCUUUUUGAAAAGGCAGAAGGAGAGUUUUCUGUUCCUCUGGUAGCCAAGCUACCGCACCUUGAUUUGCUUUUCCAAGAGAGUAUCCAGCUUCCUGAAUGUGCUGUCUAUGACUCUACAGAGGCCUCCUUUACCAUGUACAAUGAUGGGUGAGUGUGGUUGUCUGUAGCCUCUAAAGCUGUUUACUCAACUGGAUUAGGAUGGGAUUCAUACAGCUGACCCACUCCUGCUAUGAUUGCCUUUGGAGAUUGCUAUCAUGUCUUUCCAUAUACUACUACUGCUGAGACACAGAGUGCCCCUAAGUUUUCCAAAGGGUAUGUGUUUGGGAUAUUGUGGAAAGACACUGUCAAAUGAGAUAUUGAGAAAAGCUAUUUUGCUCUAAAGCCUUUAGUUUACAGCAGGGGUGGGGAAGCUUAUUCAGACUGAGGGCCACAUUACCUCCUGAGGGCCAGUGAUGGACAGAGCCUAUGGCGAAAGUAGGCAGAGCAAUAAAUAGGAAUUUUAUCUUUGUACAGCAGGCUAGUUUCUUCAACCCCAAAUGUCCUUCUCUUAUCCUCCACCUAGGCAGGCAAGAAUCACUGUUGUAGUUCAUGAAUGUACUCAAGUCAGGCAAAAACAUUCAAGGAGGGUGCAAUGUGAGAGGUAUAGCUCUGGAGGUCGUAUUGCCUGGGGAGAGUCCUGAAGGCCAGGCAGAGAGGCCUUGAGGGCCACAUUUGGGGUUCCCCAUCCCCGGUUUACAGUGUGUGUUUCUUCUAGAGAACUACUGACAUGCUUUAGUUGGGAGGUGCCACCUUCUUUCUGCAUUCUUCCUUCUCGUGGCAUGUUGGAUCCAGGCGAAGAGUGCACAAUGAAAGUGAUAUUUCAACCUGAGAUGGCUCAAGUGCACAACAUAUCAGCAAUAUGCAGUUUUGGAGAUACUCCGGAGCAAAAGGCCAUCCAGCUGAAAGCUGUUGGUGAGGACUUUUCAACUCUAAAGCAAAAGGGUAGUGUAGGCCAUAACAUUAGGUUUUAUGGGUAUCUAUGUUCUUGCCUAUGGGUUCACCUGCAACACUGAAACCCCAUGAGCUAAAGGAGUCCUGUAAUAGAGGGUCCUAUCUGCUGUUUUGCAAAGGGUCUUAGCUUCAUAUGUUCCUGGUUGCUGAGAACAUCUUUAAUCUGAACUUCAUUUUUCACCUGUUCUCUCACUCGCUUGCCCCACUUGGAAUUUAUCUAAUUUUGCCACAUAUUCUUAUUUUAUGUGCAGCUUCCUAAAAUUAUAACUAAGGCCUGCUAGAAAUCAUCAUAGUAUCUGCUACAUUUUUAGAUACCCUAAGCUAUCCAUUCAAGGAAGAGUACAAUUGUUAUGAAAUAUAGUAUAGUAUUCCAAGCUCCAAAAGGCCCCAUGGAGAAAGCCAUUUUAAUCCCCAUGCUCUUCCAAAGGCAGUUCCCAUCUUGCACAAGGAUAAAGGCUGCUUCAUUUCAUGAUUAUAGGAAGUUCAAUGUCUCUCAUUUCCAUGUGUUUUGUUCUUGAAGAUCCAUAAUUUAGAGGGUUUCUGUCCUGAAUAUAAGGUUCAUGGCCUGAGAACUGUUCAAAAGGUAUAUUACUGGUCACUGAAUGAUUUUGCUUCAGUUUAGAUAUUUGACACAGUGAUGCAAAUGCCCAAACCAAUAUGUUUUCAGUGUAGGAAGGCCUCCACCUUUGACUUUUAAAAGUAAUCUUUAUUUUCUGCAGCUAAAUAUCCCCACCUGCUGGUGAAUGUGCCAGGAGACUCGUGUGAAGAUGCCAGGCUUAGAAACUUCCGGGAUGUGCUCUGCUUUGGUGCUGUUGCUGCUGGCAGCACUGUAGAAAAAUAUGUGGAUGUCUUCAAUGUGUCUGUGGUACGAUAAGUUGAUCCUUGAGUUUUCAAACAGAUAUAUUCUCAUGACCUAGAUGUGUGCCCAAGAGGACAUGUCCAUAUUCUGCUUUGUCAGUGCCUACAACAUGCCUAUAUCUUUCUUUUUUCCCCAAUUUUAAAAAAUUGAUUUUCCAGAUUUUUCACACAGAAAAAAGAAAAAACAUGACAAAACACACAACAAAGACAAUAAACUAAACACAAAAGAAAAUUAUUACUUCAAAUACCUAAAUCUCUUAACAUUGGUAACUGACUUCCUCGAAUCCCCUCUAUCUGAAUUUCAUUAUAUCACCUGUAUAACAGUUCUCCAAUUUCAUAUUUCUAAUAAUAUUAACUCCUUUCAUUAACUAAGCUCUUCUCCUUUAUUAUUAUUCAAAUCAUUAAUAUUUACUACCACAUAUUCUUAUUCUACCCCUAAGCCUAUUUGUUACUUCCAAGUAUUUUCUAAUUAUCUUACAUUGCAAUAUUUAGCUAAAUAUUCUUUAAAUUUCUUCCAAUCCUCUUGUGUCUCCUCUUCUUUCUGGUCGCGGAUUCUUCCAGUCAGGUCAGCCAGCUCCAAAAAAUCCAACGUCUUCAUCUGCCAAUCUUCUAUUGUUGGUAUUUCUUGCGAUUUCCAGUUUUUGGCUAAUAAAAGUCUUGCUGCUGUAGCAGCAUACAAAAACAAUCUAACAUCUUUUUGGGACAAUUCCAGUCCUAUUACUCCAAGAAGAAAGGCUUCUGGUUUCUUAAUAAAUGUAUUUUUCAACAUUUUUUUCAACUCAUUAUAAAUCUUUUCCCAGAAGUCUUUCACCUUAGGGCACGUCCACCACAUAUGAUAAAAAGUACCUUCUUUUUCUUUGCAUUUCCAACAUAGAUUAUCAUUUGUAUGAUAGAUCUUUGCUAAUUUCACCGGGGUUAAGUACCAUCGAUACAUCAUUUUCGUAAUAUUUUCUUUUAAUACAGUACAUACAGUAAACAUAACCCCUUUCUUCCACAGCCUUUCCCAAUCUUCCAACAUUAUAUUGUGUCCAACAUCUCUUGCCCAGUCAAUCAUCACAGAUUUAACUUGUUCAUCCUUUGUAUGCCAUUCCAACAAUAAAUUAUACACUUUAGAGAGAUUUUUAACAUUGGUGUCUAACAAUUCCGUUUCCAAUUUGGAUUUUUCUAUCGCAAAACCAGUUUUCUUAUCAAGCUUGUACAAUUCAUUAAUCUGAUAAUAUUGUAACCAUCCAUCCAAUCUAUCUUUACUUUGAUCAAAUGGUCUCAAUUUAAAUCCUUCAUUAUCUUCCAACAAUAAAUCAUCAUAUUUCAACCAUUUACUCUCCAUAUUCAGCUUUUUCUGUGCCUUUGCUUUCAUUGGUGAAAGCCACCUGGGUGUUUUCCUUUCUAAGAGAUCUUUAUAUCUUAUCCAAACAUUAUAUAAAGAUUUAUCAUUACAUGAUUUUUAAAACCUUUAUGAGCCGAUAUCUUAUCAUACCAUAAAUAUGUAUGCCAACCAAAUACAUUGUCAAAUCCUUCCAAAUCUAACACACCAGCAUUGUCUAGUUGAAUCCAUUCCUUGAUCCAGCAGAAAGCCGCAGCUUCAAAAUAUAUCUUCAAAUCUGGCAGGGAGAAUCCCCUUCUCUCUUUUGUAUCUGUUAAUAUUUUAUAUUUAAUUCUGGGUUUUUUCCCUUACCAGAUGAAUUUAUACAGUGUUUUCUGCCAAUCUUUAAAACAUCUUAGAUUAGCUUGGAAUAAAAACAACAUCUUUGGCAAUACAUUCAUCUUAACCACCAAUAUUCGGCCCAUUAAUGACAAUUUUAGAUUUGACCAAACCUCAAGAUCUCUCUUAAUUUAAUUCCAUAAUUUUUCAUAAUUAUCUUUGUAUAAAUUCAAAAAUUUUACCGAUAAAUUUACACCCAAAUAUUUCACUUCACAAAAACAAGGCCUGUCUUUUCCUGAAGGAUUUUUUUCUCCUCAUUAUUUAAUUUCCCCUCCAACACUUUGGUUUUGCUCUUAUUUAACUUAAAUCCUGCUACUUGCCCGAACAUAUAAAGCACCCCAAUUAUAUGAUUUACAAAUCCUCUAUGUAUUUUCACCUUGUUAUACCAUAAAUAGGAGUGCCAUCCAUAUCCAUUAUUAUACCCUUCUAGAUCCAGCAGGUCCGUGUUUUCCAAUAAUAUCCAAUCUUUUAUCCAACACAAGCAAGAUGCUUCAUAAUAAAGCUUUAAAUUUGGCACCGAGAAUCCUCCUCUUUCUUUCUUAUCAGUCAAUAGUUGAAAUUUUAUCCUGGGUCUUUUCCCCUGCCAUAUGAAUCGUGACAAGACUUUUUGCCAUUCUCGAAAUUGUGUCAACUUAAUUGUAAACAGCAACUGUAAACAUUGACUGCAUACUUUACAUUUGCCAUAAUAAAUUAUUUUAAGUUAUUAUUCUUUGAAUACCAUGCUUCCAGCAACACUCUGAAAGCAUCUGCACAAUGUGGAAGUUUUCUCUAGAUGUACACAGUAGGUGGCAACCUUUGCUUGGGAAUUUUGAGGGGAAUUUAUAGUCUGUGCAGAGAGUUCAGCUGCCAAGAAUUGCAGGAGCCUGGACAUAGGAUUUAAUGGAGACACUUGGUUGUAGAAUGGAUCUCUCCUGAAAGAGAGGGCAGGCAGAUGCUAGUGAGUUUCCAUUCUGCUGAAGUCUUUGGUCUCUGUCUGCAGUUUCCCUGGCAUUAUAGGCACAGGACCACAAAGGCGGCGGCUUCUUCUUCUUUUUAAUUCCUAUAUUCAUGCAAUACAGUGUCUCAGAAGCUAAGACUGCUGGUCUCCAGAUGCAUCACCAAUUACUCAAAGGGGAUUAUGAGUGUUUUGUGUGGGAAUGUACCAAAGUUUCCAUCAGAAUAAAAAACUGCCAAUUUAGAGGAUUGGCCUAAGCUGUAGGCUUUUCUCUCCUCAGUGAGUGGAAGUAUAACACUUUCUGUCUCUCGGCAGGUCAGUGCCCCAUUCAGGAUUGAGAGAGCAAAGGAAGUAGUGCUUCGUGAUCGUGUUUUUUCUUGUGACACCACCCAAAACAUUGCUCCAGCUCGUGGGAAGUCAGUCAUCCCUGUGAGGUUCAGCCCACACACCGUGGGUGUAAAGAGUGUGGACUACUUCACUGUUCUGCCUGCUGGGAGCAGCACCCAUUCUGUGCUGAAGGUGACAGGUUCAUGCAAAGGUACAAGGCAGUGAGAGCCCUUUUGCAUCUCCGUGCUUCAUCAAAGCACAUAUACCAGUGUUUUGCUCCUGAUUCCAGCAGAUUUGGGUUAUGGUACCUUGCUGGAUAUUGAGCAUGUACAAAACAUUUUGUCCAGAGAUUUCAAAGCUGUUCUGGUGCUACUUUGCAAUAGCAUUUGCAUUUGAAGAGUUGUGAGUUGUUGUAUAUUAUAGUUAAGUUGCAACCAGAGGUUGUUUGGGUUGGACCCCUAUUCCUGUCUGUUGUUGAGAUUUUAGCAAAAGGAACCCUGCCAUCCUAGCAGUAAGAGUCUGACCCCAUCUGGGUAGAGGGAGUGGGGCUCUGUGCAUGUCUUCUUGCCGCUGUGUGAGUGAGACUGUCUAUAUAUUUGGGAGCAGUGCUGAAUGAAGAUAGGUGAUGAGGAUCAACCACUUUUAUAGCAACAAUAAUAACAACCAACCCUGGAGGGCAGGGAAUUAGGAACUAUUGGUAUACAAAAACUAAAAACAGCCUCCUUUCUGAAUAGCAGCAGUGGUGUGAAAAUUGGCUUUGUUUCUCAUUCCAGGUCCUGAGAUUUCCUUUCAGCACCCCGUUGUCUACUUUAGCUGCAUUAACCUUGGAGAGUACUUAGUUCAGCCCUUAGAGAUGACCAAUAACUCUGAUGUUCCAGCCUACUAUCAGUUUAACAUUGACUGCAAGCAAAGUGUCUUUUCCUUUGACCGUCCUGUUGGGGUCUUGGAUGGGAUGUCCACUACCACACUGAAGGUCACCUUCCAACCCACCUACCCAAUAAUUUUCUACCGACGAGUGGUUUGCCUUGUUCAUCAUCAGGUAAGAGGGCUAGGAUACAUCUUCCAUUGAAACAGGCCUGUUGGUUAUGUGCCCCAGUCAAGCAGGGGGUGGUUGAAUGCCAUUUCAUGGAGAGAACAGGACCCUCUCUUUUGCCUGGUGAUUGUGCUUUAUCAGGCAAAUAUCCUUACAUGGAAAUGCUCAGGCUUUCUCAGGCCAAUGCCUUAUUUUCCACAUCUUUGAUAGCUUUUCUUAAACAUACCUAGAAGCACAGCAUUUUAUUCAAGCCCUAACCUCCAUACCCCUGUAAUGUGUGCCCAGACCUCAAGCCCUGACCUACUGCAUCUUCCCCCACCCCCCGCUCAAUAGCUCUUGUCCCUCUUAUGAACAGAGGUUUUGAUUUUAAGUCAUUACUCUGUGUUGAAUUGUGUAGAUAAGAGGACCUGGCUUUCAGGCUGAUCUUGGAAUGCAGGGAAGGAUAGAGCAUCUUCCCAAGGCAAUUUCCUGCAUUUCCAGUUCAAAGUGGUAGCAUAAAAGCAAGAAUGCAUGAAGCAAGCUUAGAAGAAUUCUGUAGCUUUCCCUUAGGAUGCCCUCUUCUCAGAACAGAAGGCAACUGUCUAGAAUGCACAACACUGCUGAUUUUGCAGUGGUCUAUCAGCUGUGAUGACCAGUGUAAGGGGAAGCAACUUGGUUGUGUUUGCUAUGGAGGUUGGAUGCACAGGAACAGAGCAUCCUACCCCCUAAAUGAAAGCUUUGUGGAUACGUAUAACCAGCACAGAAUAGCUGCUGGAGUGCUGAGUGUGGACACGGGAAACACAGAUUCACAUUCCAGCUUAGCUUCUGAGCCAGUUGGAUGGACACUGACAAGUCAUUAUCUCCCAGCCUCAUUUACUGGUUUGUUCACUGCAAUUCCUUGUAGAAAGGUUGGGAAACUAAUACUAAAACAAAUGCAUAUAGUGCACUGCCUCUGCCAGUGUGUAAUCUUUCUCAUUUUAACAAAGUCCAGCUCUCAAAAGCAGGAGACGAUAACUAGAAAAUUUGACUGAGGAUCCCUUUAAAUGUCACCCUAACCACACCGGAGCUAUUUUUCUGUGAGCAGUUCCUGUACAGCUGGAGUAAAUGUUUAAAUGACCACCCACAUGGUCGAUCUUUCUCAUGGAAUCAAUACCCAGAAACCAAAGGAGAAGCUUAUUCUGUGAUCAGAUCCCACAUGAUUGGCCCUUUCACAUCUGGAUUUUAAAGGCUCCCAUAGUUGGUGGGGGAGCUGCUUAUGGAAAAGUGCCCCUGGAGGGACAGGGAGGAAUAAUGUUUAAAGGGUCCCUGGGACAACAUAUUAAUAUUAAUAUUAAUGGGUGAAAGUUGCAAAAUUAUAUUCCUGAAAAGAAUGCAGAUGAAGUGGACUCUGCUGUGGUCUCUGCUGUUUCAGGAUCCAUUAUUCAUAGAUUUGAUUGGGACCUGCCACUCGGAAACAAUGAACCCAAACAUUCUGAGAUUGAGCGACAUUACCAGGUACAAGACACACAUGGCCAGAGGACUGACCUUUUUCCCACCGGACAUCCUGGGCACUAUGUUGAAGGAGGGCAAACUGUUGGUGGAUGAAACCGGAGCUCUCACACUCCCACCGGAGGUACAGUACUCAGUUUUGCACCCCUGGAGGUAGAUUCCGCAGAAUCGGUGAUGUCUUGGUGCCCAUGCUGAGUUUGCAAGUGAUCACAGUUGCUAGACUUAGAUGGGAAGCUCAGGCCUGGGGACUGAAUGUUGUCUUCAGUAAGAUGUUAGUCUUUGGUUUAGGCAUACACCUCUCCUUUUCCCCCCUUUUAGAUGCUGGAUGAUAAACCUCCUGAAGAGUACCCUGCCCUUGAGCCCAUGGUUGAAUAUUUCCAUGACGGUGUAAGCAGUGACCUCACGGUGUUUCCUCCCCACGUUAGCCUUAGCAUCAAGGAGUAUGAUUUUGGCUGUUGUGCAAAGCUUCAAGAGGUACAACCACUCCCUUUCUGUGUGACCAAUCACACAAAGGGAAAAAUCACAGUUAUAUGGACAAACAAGCCACAUAGUCCUUUUCAAGUGCUCCCAGAAAUUUGUGACAUCCCACCUCUGAAGACUAUGGCUUUCCAUGUCACCUUCAAGCCUUCUUUGCUCAAUUCCAUGUAUGCAGCUGAACUGGAGGGCUUUGCCUUCUAUAAGGUGAGUAGAAAUUUGGUGUCCAAAGCAUUGACAUUUAUGGCACAGAAAUUCUCGGCACAUCCACACCAUAUAUUUAAAGCACAUUCAAUGCACUUUUAAAGCCUAUGACUUCCUCCUAAGAAACUGUCGUUCCGUCCUCACAGAGCUAGAAUACCCAGCACCCCCAACAAAUUACAGUUCCCAGGAUUCUUGGGGCGAAGCUAUGUGCUUAAAGUGCAUUUGCUUAAAUAUAUGGUCCCAUUGUCCCGGGUUAGGAAUUUCCCCUGGUCAUGAGGACAGCAAGAAAAAAAAAGAUGGUUCAAUCAUCACAAUGUGGGCUGGCUGGCUGGCUAGUACAGAACCUUUUGGCAAAAGCGCUCUCUAGCAAAACGUUAAAUUGCCACAUCCGCUGAGAAGACAAGAGGGAACAGGUUUAAAAACAGAAAUGAUGAUUAGUGAUGGGAUUCCUGCUGAAGGGCAGUUUUGUUCUCUUUCUGAUACAAAAUUUUGGCUUGGAACCCCAUGGCAGGGCAAUAAGGUAGAGCACAGAUGAAGUCCUGCUGUAUCGUGCUGCUCAUCAGAGAGAUCCAGCAUACCCUAGUUUGGUUGUAAGUCACUUUGGCUUGUCUUUGGCAGGUUAAAGCGACUAACAAAUCUUAAAAUUAAUAAUAUUUUGUUUGUUGCUGGCAGGUGCUGCGGAACUUCAACAACAUUGAGGAGCCCAUCACCAUGUGCCCAUCCUGGGACUUAGCCAUCUCCUUGCGUGGACACACUUUUCAACCUGGGCGGCAGCACUUUAUCCCCAAGUACGACUUGGACUGUCACAAGGUGAGAGGGAUAGCCUUCGCCUUCUGGGGUGGGGUGUUUCUCAUCUACUGCCUGCAAAGUAGAAAGGAUUCAUUGUUAGUUUUGUGCGUCUGCAAUGUGUUUUACAAUCUUUCUUUUGUUUCCCUGCAAUAAUGAGAUGUUGGUUUCUAUUCUUUCCAUUUCCCAGAAAGGAACAAAUUUUGGAAAGUCAUGAUGAGGACACCCAGUGGCCACAGAGAUGAGCACUUGCUGAUCUAGGCAUACUGGAUUGAGGGCUCAUUCAGUCACUCCAGCAUUCUUUCUGCUUUGGUGUACUUACAAACCUAGCCAGAGCCUUGCAUUGUGUACUUUCCUGAUAAAGUAGAAAUUGGAGUGGCUUUCUUGAUCUCUUCCCUUUCUUCUUCUAUUUUGGGGGAAAUUAUUAUUUUCUCCUUAGCAGAGUUUCUGGGUUAGCGUGUCUCGGCUGGUGCCUCAACCCAGUCAGUGACAGCAGAGGUCAACAAGGGGUCCACCUCCAAGGGGAAAUACCUGCCAGUUUUAAAGUAUGGUAAAAGCAUAUUUGCAGUCCCUCCCUUUAUUUCUGGAGUCAAAGUUUGCCCAUCUGUAAAAUGGGAACAAUAACAAAGGAGGCCAUUUUUCCUAUUCUUUACAACAGGAGGCACUUGUUCAAGCCUGGUUUUUUGAACUAAACCAUACCUCCUUUAAUUCUAUUUGGGUGUGUACAGACUUACAACAUUUGAGUGGUGAGCUUGCUGUGGAUGCACACUUGUGCUUUGGUCCAUUUAAGCUCAGGGGAAACCCAUACUUCCAAUUUGCACUUGAAAAGGCUGUGCACAGUGCUGAUCGGCCAGCCCUUAUGUCAAUCAAUAAAUCUUUUCCCCCACCCACCCACACCCAGAGCAGGUUUUAAAGCAUAAAAGUGUUUUAAAACUCCCCCCCCCCUUAAAAACAGUGCUGAACAAAUGUUUGAUCAGAUAAAUAGGCAAGGUGCUUGGAAAGCAAGACAGAAACCCCGAGUGUGUGUCCUGUGAGAGUAUGGCAGGAAGCUGAGGUAACUCCACAAUAGAAUCAUGUGUGCACACUUCCCUUUGCAUGUGCAUCUGUACGUCACCUCUGAAUCACCCCCCUCCCUUCCAAAAUGAGGUUAAUUUUUGCACAGGUGUAGCUUGCAAAAGACUCCAGGAUUGUAAUCAUUGGGUAGCUGUGCAUGCAUGGGAUUUUAAUUUUGUUCUUCUACGCCAGUCAAUAAAAGGGAUAGGAACGUUAAACUCAUGGAUGUGAUCUUGGAAAGUGAGUCAGAUUUUAUGCAUUUUUUGUGGCCCUUGUUGUUUUCUAUGUCUUUUGAAGAAGUGCAGCCUUUCCCAACUGGCUAUUCAAGGCAGAGAUGCUAAGAAGAGAAGAAUGCAGAUGAGUUAUUCCUCCAACCAGAACCUCUUCCUGUCUUUUAGGUCUUCCCUCCGGUGAGCCCAAACAUCACCACGUAUCGCAGCAUGCUGCUCUCCAACGUGGGUAGCACUGCCAUAAGCUUCAGCCUAAGCCGGGAGAAGUGUCCUUCCAUCCUAGUGAAGCCCAACUGUGGGUAUAUUGCACCUGGAGCUCACCAGAUUGUUCUCCUCUCAACUUGCCCAGUGGAAACAUCUAUACAGCAGCACAUCUUGUCCAUGCAGUUCAAUUUCUGGCCCUCCUUCACCCAGGUAGGGGCAGGAAGAGGUAGACUCUUCCUUUCAUUCUCUGCCCCAUUUUAUCACUAUAUGGUGAAGAGGGACAUACCCCUUCACCCUGUCUGUAACAUCCUGGAAUAGCUCAGUUGGUAUAGCAUGAGGCUCUUAAUCUCAGGGUUGUGGGUUCAAGCCUCACGCUUGGCAAAAGAUUCCUGCAUUGGACUGCAAUAGGAUUCUGGUAGUCCCUUUCAAUUCUACAAUUCUGUGACCCCUAAUUUUUUUAUCUUAAUAUUCUAAUGAUUUGGAGGCUAAGCACACCCCUGCUGUAAUAGUUCAAUGUGAGAGCAUUUGUUUAGCCUUUAAAAAAAAUGGCUACCCACUCAGCCCACAGCAGUACCAUUUUUUUAAUCUCUUUUCUUUAGUUUGACGCUUCAAUACUUGAGGUGAUUCUUUUGAGGAGCCACACUAUUCGUGUGACUAUAAUUUGUUUUAAAUGGUUUUUAAUGUUGUAUUUUAAAUUAUUGUGAUCCUCCUUGGAACCUUAGGAUGAAGGGCGGGUAAUAAAUAAAAAUAAUUCUUUGAUGCACUGGAAACUACAUCUACCCUAUUUUUUAAAAGUAGUAUGGUUUUUGGUCGUCUUCCACAUGGGCUGAAUGAGGUUGAAGUACAAAUUAUUUUUGCUUUUCUUUCUGUUUAUCAGCUGCAAAAUAGGUCCCAAGACAACCUGUAAUACUUAAAAUCAAAAUUAUCAGUUUAGGUCAGGCAAGAUUUAAAACUCCCCAAUAAUGUAUAGAAUCCAUCAAAUAAAACUGUUUUCUGAUGCAGUGCAGCAUAAACUAGAUAAACCAUGAGGAAAGGAAAGCUGUUUCUUGUUAUUUAGCUCCUUGCUAUUGUAGGUCCAUGUGGUCAGCUGAUUUCUGUACAAAAGUCCUCGGGUGGGUAGGUGGGAGUUGUUUACUUUCUUCUCCUUCUGCCCAAACACCUUGCAAAUGUCUUCAGUGUAUUCUCUUAACUAUCAUGGACAUAAAAAGGUGAUGCACUAGUAUUCUAGUGACUAGAUUAAAUAUUUUGUUCGACUGCUUAGAUCUCAGCUGUUUGGGGAAGCUGAGGCUCUGCUAGCAAAGAACACUUCAAAAGGCAAAAUAACCUGCUGAUGGGUUGGAGGCAGGUGGCCAGCCAUCACUUCACUGGUAGCUCUGGUGACAUUUAAGUGACUGCAUUCUAUAUGGUGAUCACAGCCAAUGUACAAGAUAACUGGUUUAACGAUUGUUGUUGUUUAGUCAUUUAGUCGUGUCCGACUCUUCGUGACCCCAUGGACCAGGUUUAACUAUUAUGAAAACAUAAAAGAAGUGCUCUGUUAGAGGAUGCUCCUACGUCCUCUGUAAUAUAUGAAUAACAGCUGUCAUGAAUUGAGGAGAGACUGUUGCUCAGAGGUAGAGCAUGUGUUUUGCAUGCAAGAUCAGUCCCAUAUAUCUUCCUGGGAAGGAUUCUUUGUCUAAAGUCCUGGAGAGCUGCUACCAGUCUGUGCGAAUGGUCCUGAACUAGAUGAACCAAUGGUUGGAAUCGGUAUAAGGCAGCUUCCUAUGUUCCUGUGCUUCUUACGUCGCCUUUAAUGAUUGGGAAAAUUGGUUCACGAGAGAAGGCCUUCCAGCACAUGCACACGUUUUGUUUAUAUCAGCCUUCUUUAAAUAAGCUUCCAAAAGUUUCUAGCCUGCCAAAAAAUUGUCAGGCUGGAAACUGACAUGAAGAUAGAGAAUUAAACCACAGUGGCAGCUUGCUUUGUUUCUCUCCUGGGUGAAGAGGAGAUUUGGAGUGCUGCAUCUCACAUCUGCCAGGCUAUUCUUGCUCAAUCUAGGUGCUAUAGACGAUGUUUAUACACCAUCCCAUGCACACACCUUCAUGCAGUUCCUGGUUCAGUAUAAUGGUUUACCUUGCACUUGAAAACCGUUGUUUAAUGGCACUUCUAGAACUUCACAAAUGGAAAUAAUUAUUUUGGCAGCGUUGCCCUUGUGCCUCCUUCUGUGUAUUGUCUCAGUUUUCCCAGGCCUGUCCAUGCCAGCCUAGAACCUAGCUCAACUUUCCUGUGAAAGUGCUGUGGCUUUCAACAUUGGCUGAAGAUUCUUGCUGAUGUUUGCUUCCUCAGGAGCUCCACCUUCAGAGCAGCGCUGAGCCCCUGGUCUUGCUAUUAGAAGGGGAUGGCUGCCUGUACUUCAAACCCACAUAUGUGGGCAGCUCUUCCUCACGCACCUUCACUAUCAAGAACUGCACCCGGUUACCCAUGCUCUUCAGGUGGAAAAUCCAGCAGUCAGACAAAAACCUUUUAUCUGUACAGCCUGCUGAAGGGACUAUAUUGCCCAAUGAAGCUUUGGUGAGUAGACCUUGGUCACUGUUUCCACUAAGCAAUCUGAAGCAAUUACAUUGAAAUAUAGCAAAGUCCUCCUUGGGCCAAGCCAAAGAUACCAAUAAAUGUGAAACCAGUGCCAAGACAAAUGUUUUGUUAGAUAUAUGGACUCACCCCUUCAUGCUUCUGGGUGUGGAAGUGGGGAGGAGAGGAAGUUGGGUUCUCCCUGUGGGUUCUCCUGUGUCCCUAGCAACUGGCUCACCCAGAUGCUUCAUCCCAGAAAGGCAGAGUGCUGUGAAUCCCCGCUCAGCCUUCUCUUUUGUAUGCGAUUUCAGGCUCAGACAUGGACCUUCACUCCCAGUGAGCAAAUCAAAUACCUUCUGCGGAGUUGGGUGAUAGUGUGGAGAGAGCAAGAGAUUCUGGAAGACAGUACCCCAAAGACUGCCCACUAUAUCCUGCGGGUUAUCGGCGAAGGAUCACAGGGCACUUUAACAGUAAGGGACAGCAUACGGGGCAGGAGAAGUAAUCAAGACCAUGUUGGAAGAGGGUGGAAGUCCAAUCACAGAGCUUGAUAGUUUAAGCAUACCCAGAUGACACCUGGCAUUUAUGGAAGCCUGGACAUAUCCCUUCCAGUUGGUAGUGCUACUAAGCCUUUACCUGCUGGCCAGUGCGGUUUUUUCUAGAAAAAAAGUACUGCUCAGUUGCAAGGAGGGGUGUGUGUGUCGGAGGGUGAACACUCUGUACUUUGUCAGAGGCACACUGCUCUUUUCCAAUGCUGGCAUCAUCACUUGGCACCAGUGAAUAGGCCAACAGGUUUUGGGAAUGGCUGUGCAAAGCAGGAUGGAGGUUCUUAUUCCUAAGAGUGCCCACUGUUUUUGCCGUCAUCCAGCCCACAGUUGACCUUUGCUGGCAGAGCAGCAUUUCCUGCCACACGCUCGCCCCUUCCAUGAGUGACAUUGCCCCAUGGCUGCCCUUCUGCAGCUUGCUGCCGUGCUCUCUGAUGGGAAAAUGGAGGACUGCUUGCAUUUCCUCCCCUCGCCAAGCAACACUGCAAGGUAUACCCAGAACAGCAGAGCACCGAGCGGCUCCUCUGUCCACCCUUUGGCCAUGCUCAGCAGCAGUGCCCUAGCCCUUGCUUUGCUCUGGUGUGUGGAUUUGCCCCCAGGCCACGCAAGAGGCUGGGAGAAGAGGGUUUUGCUCGGGGAAAUAGCUGCACCCACCAGAGAAGGUGAGCAGAUUUGACAAAAAUAACUUCCUGGAACUGUGUUCUGGUGGGUUCCACCAGGGGGAAAACCCCCACUGCUGCUGGCACUGAUGGAUUGAAUAGCGAUCCUAAUGAGACCCUUGGCCUACCCCCCUGAUGCUAUUCUUUCCCCUCAGUGUAUUAAAUUUCAGAAUUUAUUUGCAUGGAAUACCCAUUGUCAGCGUCUCUUAAUAAACUUCCUGUGUUGUGCUUGCUCUGCAGGGACAAAAAGAGCAGGUAGCUGUUGGCAACAUCCUGGUUGGCAGCACACAGUCAUGUGAAUUUGCCUUCUUUAACAAUGGAGCCUGCUGCUUGAAAUACGUCCUUAGUGUGGAGCAGUUGAUCACUGGACCAUGUGACCCUGAAGAAGUUGCCAGUGACUCCUUAGGUAUUUAAUGGAAAGACAGAUUUCUUGUGCUUUGCAGCUGCCUAAAGUCUCUCUCCAUCCAUACUCACAAUUUUGUUUUUUCUCUUUCCUCCUCACAGCAAUAGAACUUGACCACUACAAAGGGACAAUUCCUGCUCGGGGAAAGAUCUUUGUACGCGGGAUUAUUAGGCCGACCCGCCAAUUGCACUACAUCUGGACAAUCUAUUAUGCCAUUUCCACUCCCAAAGGUGAGAAAUGGAAAGUAUGAAAGCAGCCUCACACCAAGGAUAUUAUUAAUGGGGUGGGCUCAGCAGGGAGAGGUUCCACACCAGAUGAAAAGGCUCCAUCUGUUUGACUACACAUCAAACCUAUAGAAAACCUGUGCAGCUGAGGAAUGAGUGAUGUGGUAAUAGAAGGUUUAGCUUAAAUUUUGGGAUUGUGAGGCAGAAAGAGAGCUCCCCUUUUUAUCUUAUUUGCUUCUAUCUUCCCCUAUUCUGCCCUCAAAUGAAUAUCUGGCAUUGGGGUUCAGGGUCUCCUUUGUUAAACCUGAGGGCUUUCUCUCACAAUCGAAGAAAGUGUGGACCCCAACCCUCUUUAGUCAUUUGUGGAAAGCUCAUAUAGAUCCACUUCACUGACAGAAAUGCCCAAGACUUCUAUGUGCAGUAAUAGACUGAACAGAGAAGGGAAAAGUCCUUCUGUUGUUCACCCAAAAUGCAAACUGGUUUGUAGGCUCCCAAACUGUAACAGGGAGUGGAGAAAUUAUGAAGGAUGGUGCAGAAACCUCAGGGGCUUGUCACCCCUUCCCCAAAAAGUAGAUCCCACAAGCUUGACAUCUGCCCUCCCUUGACUUAAUUGUCAGUAAUGAUAGCCAGGAGGUGCUGGUGACACUUGCAGAACAAAGCUCAAUUCAGCAUUAUCUGGGGAAAGAAAUCAUACUACAGUGGUGCCCCACAAGACGAAUGCCUCGCAAGACGGAAAACCCGCUAGACGAAAGGGUUUUCCGUUUUGGAGGUGCUUCACAAAACGAAUUUCCUAUGUGCUUGCUUCGCAAGACGAAAAUGUCUUGCGAGUUCCUGCGGGGUUUUUUUCCUUUCCCCCCCUUUUUCCCAAGCUGCUAAACCGCUUAUCAGCUGAUGGCUAAGCCGCUUAUCAGCUGAUCUUUAAGCCGCUUAACAGCUGAUGCUAAGCCGCUUAUCAGCUGAUCUUUAAGCCGCUUAACAGCUGAUGGCUAAGCCGCUUAUCAGCUGAUCUUUAAGCCGCUUAACAGCUGAUGCUAAGCCGCUUAUCAGCUGAUCUUUAAGCCGCUUAACAGCUGAUGCUAAGCCGCUUAUCAGCUGAUCCUUAAGCCGCUUAUCAGCUGAUCUUUAAGCCAGCUAAGCCGCUAAUACUGUAGCGCUAAGCCGCUAAACCUCUAAUGGGCUUGCUUCGCAAAACGAAAAAACCCGCAAGACGAAGAGACUCGCGGAACAGAUUCUUUUCGUCUUGCGAGGCACCACUGUACUGGUCCAUCUGGUGCUGUAGCUUCUAGGUUUCAGAUAGGGGUCUUUCCUAUUUGGAGAUACUGGGGAUUGACUGAAAGAGCGUCUGCUCUCAUAAGAUAUCCUCUAGCUGUGGCCCCCUUUCUAGGAAAAGCAUUUUAUGCAGUAGAAAAACACACAGUCUGCAAGAAGUAGCACAGCCUUGAGGGAGAUUUGCAGUCCACAAAUGUGGGGAAAGGGAGACAUUUAACAUCUAUAAAAUAAAAAUAAAAGUUUUACUUUUAUGAUGCCUAGUCUGCAAGUCUGUUUUGUCUCCCCAUGCAAGCCGCGAAUCCUCUUGGGGAAAAGCAGCCGCUUUGCCAGGUGACAGCAACAGGUGUCUAUCCAUCCAUCUGCAUCACGGAUGCCUGUGGGACAGGAAGUGCCAGUGGCAUCAGUAAGCUGUUUCUCUGGCGACUUUUCUCUUUGGAGGCUCUGAACCAGUAUCUGGAGGUAGAUCCAACACCACAGGAGCUCACCUUCAGAGUGCCUACCAGGCAUAGGUAAGAAUAGUUCAUCUUCUGCCAGAUCCUGAACCCCUAGUUCUUCUGUUUCAUACACAGGCAUACAGUACUCCUGAUUUCCUCACAGUCUGAAACAACAACUUCCUUCCCUUUUCUAUUCUGGCAAACAAGUGCUAGGAAAUAUGGUGUGAGUGUGCGCCAGACUUGGGAUUUCCAGCCCCACCAUGGAACACCUCCUCAUGGAUUUUUCUCACAUCCUAUUUCUCUUUCAUUUGAAGCACACGGCUAAUCCCUCCAGUUUACACUCCUGUCAUGCUGGAUUUCAACUUCGGUGCAGCUCCAGUCAGAAGUGUGCCCUCAGUAGUUGUGCUGAUGCUACAAAACAACGGGGGGAUACCCGUGAGCUGGUGAGUAAUCCUCACUUCCUGGCCCUAACGAAGGAGGGAAUAGUUAGGACAGCCAUGUAGAAUUCUGAUGGCAGGCAUCUAGAACAGCCACCCACCCUAGCAGGAACUUACAUAGGACUUGGCUUCUUUAACAUGCAAAUACACAAAACCUCUGUUGGAAGGACUGCUAGUGGCCAGGUUGCAGGUCUUUAUGUCCCAAAGGGCUCCUUGGCCCCCUGUAUGGCACAACUAAAUGUUUAUCGCUUUAGAGAUUCCUGCACUGCAGGGAGUUGGAGUAGAUGACCCUUGGGGUCCCUUCCAGCUCUAUGAUUCCAUGAACUAAAUACAUGCACAGUAAAGACAGGGACUGAUUGUGUCUGUUAGGAGAAGCAUCUUAACAAUAAGAGCAGUUCAGCAAUGGAACCAAUGGCCUAGGCCAGGGUACAGAGGGCUCCCUAUUGCUAGAGAUAUUCAUAGCAUCAAAGAACUGCACAGUUGGAAGGGACCCCCAAGGGACAUCUAGUCCAACCCCCUGCAAUGGCAGACUCAUACCUAGGAGGCUGAGGAUACUCUAGCUCUCAAUUACUUUCUCAAGCAAGAAGUUGGACUAGGUGGGCCAUCGUCAGCUUUUCCUGGGUGCAGCAGUUUAUUUGUUUAUUUAAAUUUUAUGCCUAUUGCCCAGCUCAGGGUUGGGGAGCUUUGUCAAUGUGACCAUAAGGCAGGCUGCUCUCUUGGUUUUCAUAUCUUGAUUCUUUUUGGUUUCCAAUAUUAAGUGAUGCCUUUUGCUUUGUUCUGCCUGCUUCCCAGGGCCUUUCUGUUUCCUUCUGACCAGAGGAUUGAAAUGGAAUACUGGGCAGAAAGCACAGAGUUUGACCCCAGCGAGCUGCAUCAGAUGCGGAUCCAGGAUAACCAGCUUUUUGCCAUUUCCCCCAAGGCAGGAAAGCUUCUUCCAGGGCAAGAGCAAGCUAUACACUUAUCCUACAGGUACCUACAUGCAGUGGUUCCUUCCUUCCCCAGGUAGAAAUUGAUCCCAAACCCAAACGCCAAGGUCAACUCCUAAUUAGCGUCCACCAGCACAAGGGCCCCUUGAGUAUGCCAUCUUCUGUCCUUGGGCAUUAUCAAGGUUGUCUUAAGUGUGACACCCAGGCAGAAAAAGUCACCCUCAUUAACAUAGCCUUGCACCAUGAAAAAGCCAACAGCUGCAUGGAUUCUAUUUCCCCCAAGGCCCAAUUUUUCAGUGCUCUGAGUUUGUAGAAAACAAGGCAUUUCUAGGUGAACAUAUCUGUCCAGACAUAUCUGUCCUUCUGGCACUUUAUGCAACAGUUCAGCUCUUAGCAGGUAAAUGUAUUGUCGCUAAUCUGCUGUUUGAGGCAGGAUUCUCCUGCUUAAAAGUCUGGAACGGUUUCAUCUACGUGUGUUUCUGAUAUUGGUUUUUUGUUUCCCCCUGCCAGACAUGAUUUCAUUGGCACUGAUCGGCUUCCAGUCCUGCUGAAGAUCUCCCAUGGCCGAGAAAUUCUGGUACGAUACUGAGCUGAGAGGUUCAGAAACUGUCCUCACUGGUGAGGAUUUCUAAAACCCUUUCCUAGAGCCAGUCAGGCUCCUUUAAUGGUAUAGCAGUAGGAGACAUUGUUUCCUGAAGCUGCCUUCUCUUGGAUGGAGGGACAAAGUAUACCUUUUGGUAUUAUUAUUAUUAGUGCUUUUUUUCUAGAAAAAUACUCACCAUGAAGUUGUUAGAGUAAGUGCUACACUUUAACAACAAAAAAAGAGUGAUGCCAGUAGUGCGUACUCUUGAGUACCCCCCCAAAAGCACUGAUUAUUGUUAAUUAAAUUUGUAUACUGUCCUAUACCUGCAGGCCUCAGGUAUUCACACCUUAAUCUGUCCUAGAACUAUAGGUCUUCAUGCAUAGCCAUAUUUUAUUUCUGCUAUUAUACUCCCUGCACAGUAAGGCCACAUGGAUGGCAGAAUUUUCCCUUCAGCAAGCACUUUUCUAGGAAGCAUCCUCUCAUUACCAGGUCUCUGAAUCCUCCUCCUUCGCGCAGAGACCUCACUUUUGGCUCACAUCCUAACUAGAUAACUUUGUGGAGGGCUGUGGGACACAUCAUUCCUCCCAAGCAGAAACAUGAGCCACAGUCCUUUUAUUACUUCAUGCCAUCUUCCCUUAUGCCACUCGUGUUUCCUGCAUUUGGUUGUCCUCAAAUUCUGAACUUUGCCUGCCUUCCCUGUUUUUUUCCUCUCUCUCCUUCGACUUGUCAGUUAGAGUCAAAGUCACCUUGUGCUCCAGUGGGCACCUUUCUCAUGGCCCACUGAACCUCAACUAGGUGCCCAAGAUUUCCUGUGAGAGUAUUGUGUUCCCAUCACCCUUUAUUUUUCUUUUCCCCGCUGCCCCACUUCAGGGACCAUUGUCAGCUGAAAAUCCAGCCUGUUGAGCAGGCUGUGAAAACACAAGGCUUAACUGUGCCUUUGUGCAAAGCCCUUGGAUGGGCUCUCUUGGCUCUGCCCAUUUGGCACAGGUCUUGAUGGCUGCCCAGAGGGGCAGCUGAGUGCAGGGGUCCCAGCUGGGGGGCACACAUCCUAUUCAGCCAGGUGGCCAGAAACUCUUUAACUACAUGUUCCCUAAACCUCUUCAGUGGGAGAGUUAAAGAGGAGAAUUCCUGACAAUGCUGCCAAGCUAUUCCCUGAAGUCAUACUGCUUCAACUAUCUUCGAAGGGUAAGAGUGAAAGACCCUUCAUUUCAUACUGUUACACUUUCCUCUGUAUGGCCCCUCUGAGUGAAGCAAGCGCAAGGUGUCUUCUGCUUUUGUAAUCCGUGUGUUUGUGAUCUGCAUGGUACAAACUAAGUCUAUUCCUCACCCCACCCCUACAAUUAUUCUGCAUCUGCAGCUGAACUUUAUUGGUGUGACCCUGCAAAUGGAGUGCCGAUACAUUCACUUCACUUCAACCAAGCAUAUGUUCACGCCUAUUGCUAUUGGCACCUAUGACCCUCCUAAACAGGUGAGGCAUCAAAAGUCUUUCUCCCCCACCGCCCCCCCACCCUCCCAACAGAAUGUUGUAAAGCAAUGAGGAGAAAAGAAAAUUCAAAGGUCCAGAUCUGUAAGGGCAGGUACCUCCCAAGAGAAGGAACAGUAUAGAAUUAAAGAUAAACAGUGUUUCUGUGCGUUCUGGCCUCCGUCACAGUGUUCCGUUGUGCCAGCAGUGGUUCAGUCAUGUUGGCCACAUGACCUGGAAAGCUGUCUGCAGACAAACGCUGGCUCCCUCAGCUUGAAAACAAGAUGAGCACUGCACCCCAUAGUUGCCUUUGACUGGAUUUAACUGUCCAGAGGUCCUUUACCUUUACCUAGUUUAGAAUUAUCAGCAUGGAAAAAAUUAUGGAAAAACACAACAAAAUUCUCAGCAUGUUACACAAUUAGAGAAAACACCCCCAAAAUGAUCUUCAGAUGGCAUUUAAUGCCCAGCAAACUGGUUAAAAUGUAUAAAAGAGGCUCCAACUUAUGUUGGAAAUGUUUAGACAAGGAGGGAUCGUUAAUCCACAUGUGGUGGUAAUGCGAAUUUGCAAAAAAAUAUAUGCUGGGGAAUGAUUUACUAAGAACUGAAGAAGAUGCUUAAAUGUUCCUUUCCCAAGAAGCCAGAAGCAUUCCUGUUAGCUAAAAUAGGACAGGAAAUUCCAGAUCAAGUAAAAAACCUCUUCCUUUACGCAACAGCAGCAGCAAGGGUACUAUAUGCUAAAAUGUGGAAGAAGAAAACCCCGACCAAAGACCAGUGGUUGCUUAAACUAAUAGAAUAUGUAGAAUUCGCCACGAUGAUGGCCAAAAUAAGAAAUACAAAGAGAAAAACAGUAUUAAGCAAGUGGAAACAACGAGGAGUAUUUAAAAAUAAGCGGUAUAAAUAUAAAUUUACAAGUAGGGUUAAAUAUAUGAACACUAGAAAACACAACAAAGAGUGAAAGGAGGGGAAGGAUUGGAAAGCUUUAGGAGUUGCAGCAAACUAAAGUGACUGGGUUCGCAUGUCAAGGAAAGAUAGGCUGGGAAGUCCAGAUGAGAAGAGUUAGGAGAUGAUGUAUGAAAUUGGAAUAAUUAUAACUGACUGUAAAUGAAAAAUGUGCAAACAAAUUAAAAAGUAAAAGAAAAAAAAGAGAAGUAACAGGGUGAUAGGUGGCAGAAGAAACGUCAUGCUUUGGGCGAGAGUGAUGUUACAAACUAUAAAGUGAGCAUGGGUUUUCUAGUGCUUUUUUAAGGUCAAGGCAGGCAUAGGGACAUUUGCAGGGGAGGACUGGUCACCAGUUGUCCUUUUCAGCAGCUACUCAAUGCCAUUUGAAUUCAUUUCCUGCAAAGGGUUCAUCCAGAGUUCCGCUUGUCUCACUGCUUUCUCCUGGAAAACCUGCUAUUUAGCACUGAAUCAGAGCAAACAUCAGUCGGGUUUUCUGUAUAUUGAUGUUUGCUCCGAUUCAGCGCUAAGGAGAGGGCUUUCCCUCAGACAGCGGCGGGACAAACAGAAAACCACUCAGACCCUCUGGGUCUGACAGGCACAACACAAGCUGAAAACCGCAUGGACCCAUGCUUUCUAGGCCUAGGAGAAGUGGAAGUGUGGAUGAGCCCAGAGACUGGAAUGUCUGACAGGGGGUGGAGAACUGCUGGAGGAGUAUUUGCAUGGGAGAAUCACUUAACACAAGGGUUCAGGACCUCACUUUUUUCCUGUUGAUAUUUCUCUAUAAAUCCCCCUCUGCUCCUGCAUUUAAUUUUCCUUUGUGCCCAGCAGUUAGACUGCACUCAACAGUCCACAUAAGGGAAAAGUGGCACUACAUGCUCAUUUAUCACACAUUGAUUGAUCCAGUCUCUUGCAUACAUAUUGUGGGAGAACCUUCUUCAUCCUGAUUUCAUCCAGUCCAUUUCAUUUGCCACAUAGCAGAGAAUGAUGUAGAUAAAAUACCUCAAAGAGAAUCCUUCUCUCAUAUCGUUUCCUGAACUGUUCCAAGCGUUCUGAGAAAAUACUGCUGGCACAGAUUGAUAUAGAACUUUGGAAUUCUGCUAAGGAAUAACACUUAAGAUUGUAGCUGCCAGGCUUAGGUUUCCUCUAAUAGGGACUACAUAGUAGAAGACCCAGUAGAAGCCACACCAGACCAUGUGAGCAUCUUGAAAGCCAGUGCUGACCAGUCUUUCCCCUCUCUUCUUGCAGAUCUAUGAACUGUACAAUGGAGGUGCCACAACUGCAAUGUAUGAAAUCCAAGUGGAUGCUCUGAUGAAAGUACAGGAAGAAAAUUACCAGCAUGGGGUGUUUGUCUGCCUGAAUCCAAGAGGAGAGAUUGGUCCAGGCUUGACAGCACACACGGAAUGGAUCUUUUCACCAUUGGAAGCCAAAAUGUACUCGGUGAGGCUGGCACCCUUAAGAACAAGCACUUUCCUUUGGGAGUUUGUGUCUCAUAGCAUUCCUACCUAGCUGAUUAGAACUUUCUUCUUUGACUGCCCUUAUUCACAAGAGUUCUAAUACAUUCCCAUAUUGUUCAUUGCUGCAUAACUCCUGCUGGGGCAGCUGCUUCUUGGCCCUUCCAACUUUCAGCCCCCAUUGCUGCCCCAAAGCUGCAUUACAGUGUGAAUUCCUAAGAAUGCAAACUUGAUAUGUGACCAACACCUUUUUAUCUGAGAGCUUUUUAUGCACAGUCAGCCAAAACAAGCUCCAGGUGCAUUUUAGCCUUUGCAGGAUAUGCUUCCCAACACACUUUUAAUCAGGGCUGCCAGAAGGGCCAUGGCCCCGGGUGUGGGUGGAGGGGGCAUGAACCAGGUGCCCACACACCAGCGCCCCCUCCUGGUGUCAGAGGUACCAACACUCGCCGGGCCAUUUGUAUUCACCUCCUUGACUUUCAUUCCUUACCUUGGGCGAACAUGGGAAUUGUGGCAAUUUCUGCUCCUGUUUCUGUUUCUGAUAUCCUUAAUUGCCACUGGAGAAUUAUACAACAAUCCCUUUUUAAAAUGUACAAAUUGGGGAAUACGGGAAGGAAGAGCUGGGCUAUACACCGCUGGUUAUGCCUCAGGCAAAAUCUAGUGAGUGGACGUAAAAUCCACACAACCACGUUCUAUACAAUUACAGCAGUGACAAGCAUACUAUCCGUGAAAAUUAUUGUCAUGUUUUCAUUAGUUACAAAAGACUGCAUUGUGACUGCUGGAAAAACAUAGCUGCAAAGCAACACAACCUUGCAGAAAGAUACAUGGAGAUUAACAAAUGAGAAACAACUGGGCAGUCAUUGCCCAAGGCCACAAUGGUGCAGGAAAGCCCUAAAAGUGGGGAGAAACUCUUGGUUUGUGUGCACAGUGGCUUAUCAAAAACACUAAAAUUGAUUAAAAUGACUCUGAACCAUGCACAACUAGGGCUUAAUUUGCAGAAUUCAAUCCAGAAAUCUGUUUCAGUGGUCAUCUUUGGCAUGUGUAAAAUAAUAGAAAAGAGUAUCAUUGAGCAUGUAAAAAGCACACUUGCCUUCCUAGGACAGAGAUUGUGAGCCUUAUAAGCUCUGUUUUUAGAUUUGAACUACCGACUGAAAUCUGAUUGGAACAUUUCCCAGCAAAAGGUAACAGGCCUAUUUUGCUUCUGUCUCUCCUUGCUUUUCCCUUGGGCUCUGACAUGAACAUCCUUUCCCUGAUUUAACUUGCAAGAUAGCUGCUGUACUCCAACAAAGCUGUUUUUGACUCUUAUUGAGCACCAGAGUAAAACCAGAGCCCUUCCAGUCGCAGCUUUGUGUUUCGUUUUUCUGCCUAGGUAGAGGUACCUAUCCACAUCCUUGAAGGGGACUCUGCUCUGAUUACCUUCCAAGGCAUAGGCUUCGAUCCACACGUUAUGGGUGAAUCAGCACAAUUCGACAAAGUGGUUUGUGCUGCGACAACUCCAGGUUCUGCCAAAUUAACAGUGCCUGGCCUGGUAAGUAUCAAAGGAUGGUGUGCUUCUAGCAUGGAAGAACGUUGGAGGGCGUAGAACAGAGAUUUCAAAUUGUAUGAGCCCUUGGCACCGCAAGAGCUAUACUUCUCUGUGUAGUCCUGUUUCCUCUUGAGUAAUGUGUUGUGUGAUCCUCCUCUCACCCAAACAGCAAUGGCUAUCUUUGUGCAAUUGGUUAAUUUAAACCAGGCCUAUGCAACUUGUGGUCCACGAACCACAAAAUCAGUGUUGUUUUUUCUUCAAGAACCAGGCAUGUAAUAGUAGUCUCCUAUCAUACUGCAGAUGUUUCUGGGUUUGCAUGUUUUGAAGAACUUUAUGUUGUGAUAUGAACCAGCAGUUUUUUACUGGAUAAACCAUCUGUUCAAUUUGCCCUGUGCUGUUGUCUUGCCAACAUGCAUUCAGAUUACAAGAGCCUCAGUAAUGCUAUUUUAUUUCCACUUCUGUGGCCCAUUUUGUUUGUGAUUUCUUAUUAAUUUUCUGGUGCUGUUUGAUUUGCUUUGUUUUAAAAUGUUAGCCUCCUUGAUCAACUAUGAUAUGCCCACAAGUAAGGAUGAGUAGCGCUAGGCUUUGCAAAACCCAGAUUGUUGACCACUGCAAGAAAGUAACUUGCAAAUGAAUCAUUGCUUUUUGAGAAUUGAGUGCUGCUUGUUCAGUCAUCUCUGGAAUGACACAUGAUGCUCCUUUGGUAGAAUUCUAUGGCCAGCUUCAGAUUUUGCAAGUGUGGUGUGAUUACUUCAAAAACCAAACCAAACAAUUCAGUAUUAUUGAAAGAUUCAUGCCACUGCUGCAACAUUUGUAAAUGGAAGCCACAGGGGUUGAUUGGGAUUGCAUGAUAGAGUUCAAAUGCCAGAGCCUGCAGCUGCAGCAGGGUGCAGCGCUGAUGCAGGGAUAUAGCAUGCUGCCCAACCAAUCUCCACAAUUGCUGCUUAUAAAUUUUAUAACUCUAGUGUAGAGGCCUUACCAUGUAGAGCCUUUUACCAACGUUGAAACAGGCGAAGUCAGUCUAAUGUGACUAUAUAGUAUGAUCCGUUAUAUAUUCAACAGUAGGGAGGUUCUGCAUGUGACACCUGAAAUAUUAUUUGAAGACUCACAUGCUCUUUCUCCAGUGAGGCUUAAGCUUUCUCUGAAAAUAUAUUCAUCAUGGAUGCAGUGGUGGUGAUGGAUGAGUAGAGCCAUCUCUUUUUGGCCAAAGUAGGAAAUGGGGCAGACGUGGCCUGUGUUGCUACGACCAUGACCUUCUCCUUCCCCUUUGGGUAGAAAAGAACUGGGAGAGGGGGGAGAACUGGAUGAGCACAGAAGGUUGUCCCCUUGAAGUACUGAGGUUUUGACCUAUAUUUGUGUGUUAACUAAGAAUUCUAAAUCUUACUGAGAUGUUGGUGGGAGGUUUUUGAGAUCCUGAUUAACCCUUUGCUUCAGCUACACUAGGAGUCUUUUCACAAUCCUCCCAUACGGAUGCCUCCUACUAGGAAAGCAUUGUUGUAAUUGGAUUGCAUCUGUAGCUGAGAGUUUUGUGAAACAGGCUGCUACCAUUAAUCUGUAUUUUUUUAGACAUGUUUCAUGCAUAUAGUGCUGCUUAAAUGUCUGUCACUGGUAGCACUGUGCUAGCUUCCUUUCACUGAGAGGGGUGGGUGGGGAAGGGGGAGACAAGAGAUCCCAUCUUGUUAGGAUAGGGGAUCACCCUCUGUUUAUUCUCUUUGCAGACGGUGUACUUAUCUCAUCCCCGGAUUUGUUUUGGCAACAUCCCAGUCUACAGUAAAUGCAGCCGACUCUUUUUUCUCAACAAUGCCUCCGAGAAUGAGGCCAUUGUUUUUUCUUGGCACACUGGGACUUCCAAUUCCAUGGUGGUGAGCUUCAUCUGUCUGAUUGCUCUUGGUCCCCUUUGGCAGUGUUGUGGCCUCUCCCACUGUGAUGCUGGAGUACUGAAAGCCACAUAGCCUCCUUUCCUAAUGGUUAGAAGCCAUAGCCCUGAAAACGUUCUGGUGGGGAUCCAUUAUGCACUGCUAAUGCUUCUGACAACCACUUUCUUUGUUUCAAGGUAAUGGACAUUAUUCCAGAGACUGGAGUUGUGCAGGCUGGGGAGAGCGUCUCAUUUGUUCUCACACUGUAUGCUGGUGAAAUUCCAUGCUUCUACAACAUAGAUUUGAUAUGUGAGGUGAGGAUUAGUGUGUACUUUAGAUCAUUACUUCUUUGAACACCAAAACCCAAGGAUGUUGCUAGAUUACUGAAAUAUACUUGACUCCAAUUACAUUACCUACUCCUAUAGUACCACAGUUGCAUAUCACCUAGGAAACUUACUGUAUGAGGUGACAAAUACAACAAACAAGGAUGUUGUUGAGCAGGCAUGGCUCAAUUUCCCCCCUCAUAAUUUCUCAGGGUGCUGCAGUUGAGGUUCGUCCUUGGUCCAAACACUUGUAGUUGCUGCUCUGCAACCACCUUGUUCCCUCUUUGAUUGUGUGUUAACUAAGAAUUCUAAAUCUUACUGAGAUGUUGGUGGGAGGUUUUUGAGAUCCUGGUUAACCCUUUGCUUUGAUUGGUUGGACAAGUUAUUGUUUCCACACAUUUGGUGUAUAAGGUCAGAAAAUAAAGUCAGAGUUUUGUUAGAAAUUCAUACUUAGCAGACAUAUGUCUAUAGGCAGAGCAAGUUUUUCAUCAUCUCAGAGUACUGAAGUAGCAGGAGUGCAAACUUGCAGAAUGCUGAGUUAAUCAUAGGUUUGUCCCCUGUAGAUUUUUACCCAGCACCCACUUGAUCAGUAUGAGAAAGAGCUGCAAGAAUGGGAAGCUGAGAAGGCGCGCCAGGCUGUGGAGUUCACCAUCACAGAGAAAGACCUGGAUACACAGAAUAACCUGAAACAGUUUCCAGUGGUAAGUUGGCCUUCCAGAGAGGGAGAUUUUAGCACUGAAAAAAGAACAGUACAGCUUCUUUGGAUGGGUUUUCUGUUCAAAGUGACACCUGCAUCACAUGAUUCUAUUGGUGGUUUGCAAGCACAUGUAGGGCAAAAAGUGACUUAAGUGAAGAUACGCAUCUUUGUAGUGGUGGACUGGUCAGGCACAAAUGAGACUUGAGUCCCACAAUUGAGAAAGCUAUUUGAGUAUUCAGACUUUACAGAUACCGUAUUUUUCGCCCCAUAGGACGCACCUAGUUUUUUGGGAGGGAAAUAAAGGGAAAAAAAAUUAUUUCCCCCCCCAGGUGCGGGGCUGAGCCUGAGCUUCCCCCGACCCCAGCCCCCAGAACAGGCUGCUAUCCGCAAGCGUAGAGCUGCACGAAGCUUGGGGCGUGCUGAGCUCAGCGCGCCCCAAGCUUCUGGGUGCCGGCUGGUGGAUAGCUUCCUGAAGCCUGGAGAGCGAGGGGGGUCGGUGCGCACCGACCCCUCGCUCUCCAGGCUUCAGCGAAGCCUGCAUUUGCCCCAUAGGACGCACACACAUUUCCCCUUCAUUUUUGGAGGGGGAAAAGUGCGUCCUAUAGGGCGAAAAAUGCGGUAUGUAUUUUCAGCCAUCUUCUGGUUGCUUUCCCACAUAUAGUUUCCAAAUGUAAAUCGGGGGAAGACAAAAGUGAUAUUAGGAACCUAUUAGCAACUAAGCUGCUUUCUGUGGGGCAAGCCCAAGACAUUGCAGCACUUGAGGUGGAAAAUCCAAGCGGCAUCCUCCUCACAUUAAUUAACCCAGGACACAAGCCCCCAGGAAGUUCUCCUGCACAAACCUAAUUAACGACUGUUCAUUUCAGUGAAACUUGCACAGGAGAAAUUCCAGGUGAAUUGUCCCCGUGUAUUAGAUCUGCCUGCUUCACACUCAUAAAAACUCAUCUUCUUUUCAUUCAUGUCAGAUACAAUGCUCUGCAAAUUUCCUCUUCUGAUGAUAACACUUGUCAGGAUUCCUGCAUUGGCACCUGUCCUCAUCUAUCUACAUAUGCUAAUUUGCAUGUUGAAAAUAAAGCCAGGAUGUUUAGGGCCCCUCCAGACCACCUGUUUGUUGAGCAUUCAUCCUUAUUUGCUUGCAGGGUGUUUAUAUGUGCUCCUGUUAGGCGCUUGUCCAUCCCACUUUACAACACAUUUCCCCAUCACGUUGCAAGUGACAAAAAGUCUGGGGUUUGUUAAGUGGAUGUGUUGCUUUCAUCCACUUUAAUGGCAAAAACCUAACAUUCUGCUAUGCACUUGAUUCCCUCCCACAAAAUACUGACAUUCUGGAGGUGCCUUUUAGAAGGAGCACAUUAAGAAAAAGAGGGGGGAACCAGUUCCAUAACUGUUCUGCAGUUUUAUGCAAACCGUGUCACGAGUUGGCAGAUUUUCACAGAAGUUUACUAAAUUCCUGCCAUUCAGCACAGAAAUUCAAGGCCAUUUCACAAGUUACGUGAAGGCAAACUUGGAUUUUUGGUUAGGAUACACUCAGCAGGCAGCUGCAGCCAAUUACAGCUCCCUGACUAGUGUACUUGUACAUGUUAUAUGAAAAGGCAUGUUAUGAAGCACAGCUAUAUGCCUUUUCAAAAAUGCAGAGGAAUCUCAGGAGGCUGUUGUUGUGAGCAGAAGAGGAGCAAGGGAGAAAAGAAUUUUGAACCUUUUCUCUGUAGGCAAUUUCCUCGAUAUCUCUUACACACAUUGUUGUGAUUGCUAUGUUUUUAACUCUGUAUUUUCAUUCUGUUUGCAAAUUGCAGAGUAUUAUUGCAUUAGGGAAGGAAGGAAGGAAAGAAGGAAGGAAGGAAGGAAGGAAGGAAGAAUUUCCCCCUAUGUUGUUCCAGAUUAUCCAUCUAGAACCUCACAUGGGGCAAAGCAGUUUGAGGAAAAUAUGGCUGGUACAGAAAGGGUUAAGCCCCUGCUCCAUUGACUGUUGCUCCCCUCUGCUCAAAACUGCACCUUCCUUUGGCUCUUUUACAGUAACAAACAAAAUUGCCAGGGCUUUGUUAUAAACAUUUGCAUAUACUUUACUUUGCACCAUUGAGUAUCUUACUUUAUGUCAUUGUGUAACAGCAUCAUGGUUAUGUUUACUAUGACUUUCUUCCCUUUGUUUAGGGGGCUUCAAACUUGGCGUCAGCAAAGCUUUCUGCCACACAUCCAGUGAUCCGGAAAUACAAGGUAAUAAGUUGACUGUUACCUUCUCUGAAGUGGAAUAUGUUGAGAUUUCUGAGGGUGACUGAUAGGGCAGUGAACCAAUGGGGCUCUUAUUUCAGAGCUAGGAUGCUUGAUUAAGAAUUUGGCAUUUUGGUGACAGAAUGGAAGUGCCCACGCACACAGAAUAAUUGUGUGUUGCUAUCAAAGCAUUUGUUGGGUCUGUUUUGACUGUACAGCUUUUCUGUAUUAUUUGAAAAUGCUUUGCUGCAGGGUGGGUAGCAAUCCAGUAUGAUGAUCAGGAAAAGUGCAUUUUGGGGGCAUAUGGAUUAUCUAAAAACAAGAGCUAGUCCCCACCACUUUGAUGUAUGUGUCAGAUUUCUGUCUGCCUUUCCACUACACUGCACUGCAUAGUCCAUUUUAAAUACUGAUUUUGUAGUUGUGUCCCAUUACUCCCUGCUCCCCAGUGGUUUAGGUGAGCUGCCUGCCUUUUAAAAAUGUUUACUGAACUACUAUUUAAAUGUUGAUGCAAUCCAAAAUCUCUUCACAUUUUUUUAAAAAAUGUAUUGUUUGUGUGUGGGGCGGUGGUGGUUUAAUUUGCAAAACUGCUCUGGGGAGGUAUGGGAUCAAAAGUUACCACUACCAGCCAAUCAGUGCUGUGCAAAAACAGCUUCAGCUUCCAGCCUACAGAAUCAGUUUUCCUUAAGAAAGGAAUAGUCAUAUAGUCUAACCACAAUGUGGCAAGCAGGCUUCCUGGGCACAGCAACUACCGAGAAGGGUCAUCUGGUGUUUUGGAGUGUGUUGUCAUCAAUAUGCUGAGGACACAUAGUUCUGUUUCUCUGCAUGGUAAACCAGUGCCUGACUUUGGUAAUGGGCUGGAUAAGGGUGUUGGGGUGGUUCUUCUGUCCAGAGAAGUUGCCUGUCCCAUGCUGUGGAACUGUGUUUCAGCAGUGAUUUUGCAAGCAUCCUUGCUUUUGACUUUCAGGGGCCUCUUGAAGACUACUUGGGCCAACAGACCUUUGGAGCUGUUUAAUUUUGAUUAGCCUUACUGAUUAUCUGUAUUCUUGAAUUUUUAAUUUCAUCUUUAAAUGAUGUUUUAUGUUUGAGCAGUAUAUGCUACCUUGAUAUUUUGUGAUAUAGCAGCACAGAAAAAAAAUUCAGAAUAUAUAUAUAUAUAUAUAUAUAUAUAUAUAUAUAUAUGUGGUGCUUGGACGGGAAUCACAAUUUUGCUGAAGGAGCAGGUUCUUAGCUUGAGGGUACUUCUAAGUCCAGUACUGAGCCCCUAAGAAUGGUGCGGUGAAGGUUCUGAGUAAUUACUGUAUUUUUUUAUAUAUAGUCCAUUUUUUUCUCCACACAUUUGUGUUUGAGAGAGAGGCCUUUGCACAGCCUAAUUCAUGGGAGAACCAAGAUGAAGGCUGAAAAUUGGAACUGUGUAUAAAACAGAGAGAAACCCCAACCUGUCUUUUAAGCAGAUUUGUUCUGGUGGUGGUGGUUGUUAUUUAAUCUGUAUACUGCCCUUCAUCCAAAAAGACAGGGUGGUUUACAACAUACAAAUACAAAAUGAGAACACAAAAUACAUAGUGGUGGUUGGCUUUGGAGGGCUCCAACCCACUCAUUAAAGAGUACCUUUUAAAAUCUACCCCAACAGACUCUUCCACCCAUUAGAAACAUCCAUGUGCCUAACCCUCCUGCCAGCCGCAGCCAGAGGAAGCUCACGAGGAACAAAGAUGCCAGCAGGUUGUGGGUGAAGCCGGAGCCCCCCAAGCCCUUCCUCAUGCACUUGGGGGUUACAGCCAGGUCACACUCAACUGAUGACUACCUGGUCAACUUCCCUAAUGACCUGACCCAGCACUUCCUUUUCCGGUAAGGCCUUGCCCUGUCCUCAGGUCCCCAGGGGAGAUGUUGGUUCUCUGUAUAUUCUCCUACAAGACAAAUAAAUGAGAUGCUGUUUGUUACAGGCAUCCAAAAUGGUUUCUUCAAAAAGCAAUUGGUGGUAUUCAAUGCUGGUCUUACUCAGAGUAGACCUGGUGAAGUUAAUGGACAUUAUUAUUAUUAUUAUUAAUUUAUAUACAGUGAUACCUCGGGUUACAUAUGCUUCAGGUUACAUAUGCUUCAGGUUACAGACUCCGCUAACCCAGAAAUAGUACCUCGGCUUAAGAACUUUGCUUCAGGAUGAGAACAGAAAUCGCACGGCGGCAGCAGGAGGCCCCAUUAGCUAACGUGGUGCUUCAGGUUAAGAACAGUUUCAGGUUAAGAACGGACCUCCGGAACGAAUUAAGUUCUUAACCCGAGGUACCACUGUACUGUAAUACUGAUAUGUCAUGAUGGCUUCUAAGUGGUUUACAACUAUAAUAUCAAUCCAUAGUUAAAAUAGAGAACACUAAAACUUCCUUUAUUAAAAUAUACAAUAACACAAAUAAUUAAAAAACAUAACAAUUAAAAAGUUAAAAUAAUAAAAUCACAAGUUCAGUUCAGGGGAAGCUUGCUUUACAACAUGACCAGCAUAUUAAUUUCAACUGGUCUACACCAUCUACUCUAGGUAGGACUUAGUUGAAUACAACCCAAUGCAUAAGGAAAUUGUGAAUCUUGCGUAAAUCUCACUCUUACGAAAGCUGCUUUACAUGUUGUUUUUCUUAACAUUUGUAUGUUGGAAUUGAGAAAAGCAGUGUGUGAAUCUGAUUCCUUCCAAUCCACUGCUGGGGAUUGUGGGGAAAUUUAACAAACUGAGCCAGAGGACAAAAAUCUUGUUGGCUUCUUUCUAGAUACCCUGUGGUUCAUGGCAUUCUCGUAUCAUUUGACAAGGCACUUUAAUUCUCCUUGUUGUCCUCUUUCCAGCCAACUUAAGAAGACGACAAUCAGAAGGAAUACUCUGAGCAGGAGCAGGAGUAGGAGUAGGAGUAGGAGCAGGAGCAGGAGCAAGAGUGAAUCUCCAAGUAUGAUGGCAUUAGCAAGCUGCACGGAACAGGAGGCACAGCUAGUGACAGACAUGCUGUCGACAGUGAUCAAGUGGGUGGCUCCUCAACCAGAAUCCUGCUGUUCAAAGGCAGAAUAUGUUUUCAUAACAGUCUGCUCAGAUGCAUAGAAUUGCAAGGCUAGGCGUUUGCAUUUGUCACAUUUGCCUUCUCUUCCUCCAAGGUGGUCAGCAAUACUGUACAGGCGUUCACACUGUGUCCUCACAGUAAUCCUAUGAGGUGGGGAAAAGGCCAUAGGGAACGGGUGUGGCAGGGUACAUGCUUGGCAUGCAAAAGGUCCCAAGUUCAAUUCAUGGCAUCUCCCGGAAGGGCUGGGGAAAGACUCCUGUCUGCAACUCUGGAGAGCUGUUGCAAGUCAGUCAAUAAUGAGCCACAUGGGCUCUGGAUAAGGCAGAUUCCUAUGCUCUUGCGUGGAUUAGGCUGAGACUUGGCAUUAUCCAAGGCAACAGAGUGAACCUCAUGACUGAAGGGAGAUUUGAAAGUCAGGUCGUCCUGGUCCAAGUCCACUUCACUGUAGUGACUAAGUAACAUGAAGGUAAAUUAGUUCAAAUUCCUGCAGGAAAGGGAAGAUUUAAUCAAUUGUGGACAUAGGGUGAUUAUUAUUAUUAUUUAAUUUGUAUACUGCCCUUCACCCAAAGAUCUCAGGGUGGUUCACAACAGAAAAAUGCAAAAUACAUAAAACAAAGACAAACCAAUAACCUCCCUCCCACAAACACAUUAAAAAAGCCAUCAAAUGUUAACCAGCCAAGCGCCUGGUUGAAGAGAAAUUUUUUUCCCUGGUGCCAAAAGGUGAAGGGACCAGGCAAGCCUCGCUAAAGAGAGCAUUCCACAAAUGGGGAGCCACCACAAAAAAGGCCCAUUCUUGUGUUGCCACCCUCCAGACCUCUUAUGAAGGAGGCACAUGAAGAAGGGCCUCAAAUGAUGAUCACAGGGUUGGGGUCAGUUCAUAUGGGGAGUGGCAGUCUUUUGAGCUUUUGCAUCUUUUGUUCUGCUUUCUUGCUGAUAAUUCACCAUGACAUCUCACUGCAGCCAAUUUUACUAAUUUAGUGUGAUGUGGGGGAACCUAUAUUCAGGGAAGACUUCCAGUACCUUUUUCCUACACGUAUCCCUUUGGAUGUAUACCUGGAUAGUCUAAAGGGUACGCUGGCUUUUCAUAUUCCCAGGGUUUGGGGGCAGAGGGCAACAGUGUGACAAAGGCAGCCAGCUCUGUCUUUCAUUCCAAAGUGAAUUCUCCUGACAUUCUAGGGGGCUGCUGGAGGAAAGCCAGUUCCAGGAAGCAGUGAUCAGAAGCCUAGCAGAGCCCACACCCUACUUCUGCCAGUUCUGGAGUGAGGAGUCAGCCAAACAAAAGCACAGCCCAGGUGGUACCUCUACAACACCAACUUCCCCAGAGUUUAGCCCUAAGUGUAGAGCAGAAGAUGAAGAUGCUGGAGGAGUACAAGAGAGAUCUCCUACAGAAACUUCAGAAGCUCAAGAGAGUCUAAGUGUCAUUAUUCGGAAGGAACAAUUCCGGGAGCAGAAAGAAACCAUUAUCAGGUGAGCCAAAUUGAGGGGCAUAUCUAAGUAGGGGUUCUCAGCAAAAUAGCUAUACUCUGGUGACAAUACUUACAUAAUGCGAAAGAUGCACAGAACAAUGGGCAGGAUUCAACAACGUUUUUGAGCUAGUGUCCUGACUUAAAAAAUAUUUAAAAGAAUGUCACUCAUUCCAUGUCCCUGCGGCUCACCUAUGUCCUUAAAAUGCUAACUCUUGUCACAAUAUUCCAAAUUUCAAAAUAUUGCAAAGCGACACAUUUUAGGUUAUAUUCUGCACUAUCAAAGUACCUGUUGCUAUAUCAUGGGAUGCAUUUCUCUUCCUCCACAAAAGCCAAAAGCAGCCAUUCAUGUCUGUGGGAGAAAGUAAAGCAGCUGUAACUGGAGACAUUGAAGAGGUAGUGCAAAACUUGGCCUCAUCCCUGAUGUUGAGCCCAUCAGUAUCUGAGAUGGAGGGAUGGUUUUUCCCCUCCACUCCAGUAUAUUCCCUUUAGAAAGCAAAGGGACAAAUACAUUCCUAUGGGAGAAAGAAAUGAGACUGCAGUCUGGCACAUACUUGAGCAAGGGACAAAGUUUACUCCCUUCCCUGACAGGACUGUUGCUUUUCUUUUGCCCAUAGAAGUGAGCAACCCCUGACUUCUAUGGACAUCUAAGAGAAAAAGUAAAUACAAUCCAUCACAGUGAUGAUCCUACUACUCUGAAGUUGAGAAGGAUUCCAGUGUAUUAGAGAGAAGCAAUGAAUCUGUGCCUAAGCUUCAGCCUAGAACCUCUCUUACAUUUACUAGCCUGGUGUGUGUGUGCUGGUACUUUCUGAGUCCCAUCAUAGACAUUCAGUUCUAUAUAUGGAUUCAUCUAUUCAUCUGUCCUGUCUGUAAACACACCCUUUCAAUAAAACUGGUUUAGCUUUUUUUCAUUCAGGCCAGUGUGCCUUUGGUUUGUUAGAACUUUGCCAACUUGUCAACUAUGCUAUUAAAAAGGUAGCGAGUAGGGUGGGCACUAUUCUGUAGUACCAUUCUGUAAGCAUGCUUGGAAACACCAACUUCCCUGGACAGGGAUAACUGAAAUGCUCUUUUCUCUAAAGGUUGCCAGCAUUUUCAAAUCUGACUGAGAUGGUGCUGGAAAACACCAUCAGAAACGUUCUGGUGGAGGCCAGUCGUGGGGAGGUAGUGCUGACAGCACGACCCAGAAUCAUUGCACUCCCUACUGUUUUCUCCCAAAAGUGAGUAACGGGGUAUGAAAUAAUAAUAAUAAUAAUAAUAAUAAUAAUAAUAAUAAUUAAUAAAUUAUUAUUUCAUUUUUGUAUGAGCCUAGAACAAAAGGAUAGAAGAACUUGGUUGAUGCCUAUUUAGUAACUAUGAAAGCUUAGUAGCAGAGGGUCAUUUAUGCCCUUGUGGUUGGAAUGUUCGUCCAUCUUUUCUUUUGUAUGCUAUUGGUUUCCUUUUUUGAGUGUCUCCCCUUGUGGUGUGAUUGGCUUGCUCAAUGGCCACGGAAUGGAAGCACAAAAGAUGAGGAAAAUGGGUAUAUGGUUGAAGUUAAAGGAGAUGGUGAAUAAAGGGAAAGAAGGCUUGGGGGAGGAAGAGGUGGAGUGUGGUGAGUGCUGUGGGUGCUGUGGCCUCAGGUGCAAUUUCGAGAGAGGUCUGCGCAAACAGAUGACCCCACAGUAGGCUCCUUCCUUGGCUGUGGUGCUUGUCCAGGGGAGGAGAGGAAGUGAGUGGGCAGUAGCACUGCCACCCACCCUCCUUGGCUGUGGCACUCCUUGUGCCCAGUGGCAGCAGCUCUGCUGGUGGGUUACUUCUGACCCAGCAGCAGAAAGCAGAAGUGGUGGUGGCGAUGCUGCCACCCACCCUCCUUGGUUGUGAGGCGCUUUACGCCUGGCUGCAGUAGCAGACAUGACCCAGUGGCGGAGGGCAGGAGGAGAGUGGGCAGCAGCUUCCCUGGCACUGCCAGCAUACACUCUGCUGCUGGCCAGAGGAGAAUGGUAAGAAGUAAAAGCAGUAAGGAAUCCACUAAGGUUAAGCCUGGAGAGGGGUGCAUCAGUCAGAAUAGAAGGUUCUCAUGGUACCUGCUGCUACACAAGGAAAUCAAGGAAGAAGGUAUGAGAAGUGUGCCAUUGGGAUCCUGUUAGGUGGUAUCUUCCCAAGGUCUCUAGCAAAGAACAUGCCCAGCCAUGCUUUUUUUAAAGUCAGAAACUGGACCUGGGGCUUUUGAAUACUUUUUUUAGUAUUAUGAAGUUGUAAAAACUGAAAUGGAGCUUUUUAUUUCAGAACCAUCAGUCCCAUUGCUCCAAUGCACAAACCGUCUCUGCUCCACCCCACCACAGCACCACUGACCUGUGCCUCCAGAGAGAACAAGGACUCUGAAGGGCAGCGGCACAUCAUCUUGCCCCCCUAGGGGCUUGGAGAACUCUGGUACCACACAAGUCCAGUAUUCACAUCUGGCUAGUCCCUGUAGGAGCCAUGGUGCUACUGGAAAGCUGCUUUCUUGGAGGUGGGUCAAAGGAGAAGUGACUUGCAGAGAAAGCUAUGUGACCCUACCCUAUUCAAUAAUAGCACGGGAUCUUUAUCAUGCAGCCUUCAAAAUACAACUCUGGUUUGCACCCAAGAAGAAGUGGUUUCACUUGUGCCAUGUGUGAGAGAGAUUAUUUUUUCAAAUUAAGAUGACUUUGUUGUCAUCUUGGGAAGCCUCUUGUAUUGUAAGUGUUCAACUUUCCCUCCACCAAGGGGCAGUGCAGUCUAGUUUGUCAGCGCUCCAGCCUCCGCAGAGGACAGCACAGGGUGCACUUUUCCUUGCUGCUACGAUUCCUGCAUAAUGAAACCUGGCAACCAGAUAUGCAAGCCAGAAAGCCUUUCUGAACACUACAAACCAAGAUUAAAAUAAUACAAACUUGACGGAAAGCCAACUGGGGUGGCCUGAGCCUCAGCACGCAGCUGUUUAAGAAACAGGCCGUUUAUGGGAGACUCCUCAUUCUGUCAUUCCUUUUAAGUUUCCAGGAGCUAGAGGUCUGCAAACCUUGAAGGUGUUUUUUUUUAAGGCUAGAUCACCACACAAACAUUUUCAGAAUGCUAUACAUUGUCGGGCUUGAGCCACAGAGCUCUGAAGUUUUGUAACAGCAGUGUGUUCCAGUUUCUAAACAUCACCAAAUAUACUCUCCUAGCAGCUUGAUUUGCCUCUUCCAAAGAUCUCUUUUGAGUGUCCUGUUUUUGAAUUUGCAGAGGUAUCUAUCCAAAAUGUAUUCUAACACACACAAGCAUCUAUGAAAACUGGAACAAAGAAUUUGAAGUGUGAGAGGUAGCAUGAUCCUGUGUUCUCUGUUAAGCAGCAACCAGCCAGCCAGCCAGCAGACUGACAAUAAACCAACGGGUACACCAUUCACUGCAAUGUCUUGUGUGCAAAAGCUUUACCUCAUUAUAGAAUUAUAAACUUUUCUGUGAAUGGUGUGGACAGUAGUCUUGCCUUAUCUCUUUAGGUUAAUGUCAUGGCUAUCAUCCUUGAUCAACAUUCCCCCCCCCCUUUUUUUGACAAUGCUGAAUUGCCAUUGUGCCUAACCCAUCCAUUUGUCAGAGCUGCCUUGUUCAUUUUUAGCAAAGAUUUUAACUUAUUUCACCAUCUCCUCUCAAGGGCGCCUGGCCCCAAUCAUUGGGGUAUGUGUGGUGGUCUAAAUUCAGAAUUUAUUGAGAAAAGCAACCGCUCCCCCAAUUGCCAAACAUGCAAUUUUAGGAGGAAGAUAUGGGUAUGAACAGGGCACAUGCAAAGGUUUCUGUAAGGUUGGUGAGAGCAAAAAAAUUAAAUGAAACGUGACAGGGCAUGAUGUACAGACAUACCUUCAGGAUGACAAAUGCCAUGCAACCAAAUAUUGUGCUUCUGUUUCUGGAGCAGAGGCUCCUGUGACUAAAACAGCAUGAGAAGAGUACUGAAAACAGUGGCUUGAUUCAAACAGCAGUUUUGUUCAACAAUAAACACUUUUGUUCCCUCCACAGUGUCAGUACUCAAGUAGCUACUUCAGCAAUAUCUUCAACAACUCUCGCCAUCACAGACUUCUCAUGCCACCUUAGAAGGGGGACUUAACACUUGAGCCCAUAAGCCUUUUAAAAACAAAGUAUUUGUACUGCAGCUAAUUUAUUUCAGAAAGUCUGAAUUGGCUUUAAUUUGGCAUAUAUAGGGCUGCUCUUUUUUCCUGGGUAUCAUUACCUAUCUUCAAACCAGGGCAACAGCUCUAUUAGCUACUUGGUAGUAUUUAGGUGUCAAAUGGAGACAGCCUAGGAAGAAUUGCAAGAGAAAGAAAGCACAGGGGCAGCUAUCUAUCAUGGCUGUAUUGGAAACACUUAGAGAGGAUGCGGCCAAAACAGCCGUGUCCAUGCUGCUUAGCAGCCUGGGAACAGCAGUAUCUUCCCCGUUGCGCAGGU